Messenger RNA from Puntigrus tetrazona (Sumatra barb), 2691 nucleotides. RefSeq names its product MAPK interacting serine/threonine kinase 1 (gene mknk1). The coding region runs from base 120 to 1463 and encodes 447 amino acids. Lineage: Eukaryota; Metazoa; Chordata; Actinopteri; Cypriniformes; Cyprinidae. Gene Ontology annotation, cellular component: nucleus; cytoplasm. The transcript has 14 exons. The record is from RefSeq and is a predicted model, not a curated record. Gene Ontology annotation, molecular function: calcium/calmodulin-dependent protein kinase activity; calmodulin binding; calcium-dependent protein serine/threonine kinase activity. Gene Ontology annotation, biological process: peptidyl-serine phosphorylation; intracellular signal transduction; protein autophosphorylation.
CAAAUGCCCCACAGCGUCCAACGGUAGGAGGGCGGUUGGCGCGUUUGGGGUGGCGUGGCCGUGUUUCUUGUGUUGUUGUCCCCCUCCUCCUCCUCCUCACUGCUGCUGUUCGGCGCAGGAUGGCGGAGGCAGUCACGGCGCAGCUAGACUCAUUCGGCCGCAACUUCCAGAUCGCGGACCUUCAGGGGCUGCACCGUUCGCGCCAGGUACCGGUGGAGAGCCGUGGUCCGAUCUCUAAUGCCCCCAGCAGCCCCGCAGGAAUGGAGAGCAGUCAACCAAUCACCAUCACCGACCCGGCCACACGGCGGAAGAAGAAACGCAGAACUCGGGCCGCGGACAGUUUCACCGGCAAAUUCAGUGAUCUGUACCAGCUGACAGACGAGCUGCUGGGUCAGGGAGCUUAUGCUAAAGUCCAGGGCUGUGUGAGUUUACAGAACGGCAGUGAGUACGCUGUCAAGAUAAUCGAGAAGAACGCUGGUCACAGCCGCAGUAGAGUUUUCAGGGAGGUGGAGACACUUUACCAGUGUCAGGGAAAUAAGAACAUUCUGGAGCUCAUUCAGUUUUUUGAAGACGACUGCUGCUUCUAUCUGGUGUUUGAGAAGUUGCUCGGAGGUUCCAUUUUAACACACAUCCAAAGUCGGAAGUACUUCGAUGAGAGAGAGGCGAGUCAUGUAGUGAGGGAUAUAGCGCAUGCACUGGACUUUCUGCACAACAAAGGAAUCGCUCACCGGGACCUUAAGCCUGAAAAUAUCCUGUGUGAAUAUACUGAUAAGGUUUCUCCUGUGAAAAUCUGUGAUUUUGAUCUGGGGAGUGGAGUGAAGCUAAACAGUGCCUGUACCCCAAUAACUACCCCUGAGCUCACCACACCGUGCGGCUCAGCGGAGUACAUGGCUCCUGAGGUGGUGGAGGUCUUCACGGAUGAGGCUUCGUUCUACGAUAAGCGCUGUGACCUCUGGAGCCUUGGAGUGAUCCUCUACAUCCUGCUCAGCGGGAGUCCUCCCUUCACCGGCCACUGCGGCACUAACUGCGGCUGGGAGCGGGGAGAGACGUGCCGUGCCUGUCAGAACAACCUGUUUGAGAGGAUUCAGGAGGGCAAGUAUGAAUUCGGGGAUGGGGUUUGGACUCAGAUUUCAGCCGAUGCCAAAGAUUUGAUUUCGCGGCUGCUGGUGCGGGACGCCACUCUACGUCUGAGUGCCGCCCAGGUCCUGAAGCAUCCCUGGGUGCAAGGGAAUGCACCUGAAAGAGUUCUUCAGACCCCUCGAGUUCUCCAAAGAAACUGCAGCACUAAAGACCUGACACAGUUCGCCGCUGAAGCCAUUGCGUUCAACAGGCAGCUGUCUCAGAAGGAGGAAGAGCAGGAGGACUUCGGUGCCGUGGUCUGCUCCAUGAGGCUCUCCCCUCCAUCUAACUCUAGAUUAGCCCGGCGCCGGGCACAGUCUCAAGCACUACGCACCAACACCUGACACCCGCUCCAGAUUUAUUCCUGCACACCGCAGUGCGUUACAGCCCUUCAUAUGCACACGUUCUCUUGCGAACUGAAUAGAUAACGAACACGUAUAUGCAUAGCAAGCUCGGUGCUGCCAGCCUGUAGCACAGAGCAACCUCGUUCAUAUACAAACCAAAACCAUCCAGCGUUUCCAAUUUAUUUACAGGUAUUUUACUCUGUGUAAUGUGAGUUUUUUUGUAUUUUAAGCAUAAGAAAUUGUGCUUUUUUUUUUUAUAUAUAUAUAUAUUUAUUAUCAAAUAUUUAUGGCUGGAAGUGUUUGUCAGUCUGAUAUAAAAAGGUGCUCAACUCUGAGGGAAUCUGCAGAUUUUAAUCAGUCAGGCUUUUAAUCUACGUUAGCAUUUUUAUACUUGGCGAGCUUUAACAAAAACAACAUUUGAGUUACUGUAAAGCGUUGACGUCUUGCUUUGUUACUUUUCUAUUGUUUGUAUUAUGAGUUCUAUCUGUACUCUAGUUAUAGAUAUAUUUUGAGCUAUGUAAAGCCAUGCUGCCGUGCGUCUUAAGCGAAAACGCAUUUGAGAGCCGUCGCUGCUUUUAAAGAGGGUGUUGUUGAGGUAUUACAUGCGUUUGACCAGAUGCUUUCAGCUCAGACCGUUAGCAGAUAUUGCACAGUACUUUUUAAUUUUAUGUAUAUUUUUUUCAUGGUCCCGCUUUAUGUCUUUGAGUACUGAAUUUUAUUUCGCUGUAAAAGUGAACUAUUUUCCUAUGCAUCAGGGCGAGGAGUCUGUUCUUGCAGCCGAUUCGGUUACAAGAUGGAGUGCAUUUUAUUUAUUUUUUUGUUUGUAUUGUUAAAUUGUGCCGUUUUGGGGGGGCUCCUAAUGUGCAAAAUAACUAAAUGACCUCUCAAUUGCCUUUUUUAAAUUGUAGAACAAGCACGGUUGAUUUUUUUUCCCCUGUUAUUUGUUGUUUAAAACGCUAUUUGAGCUAGGUGAAAUGGUAAGCAUUGAAUGGUUGUGUGCAUUAUUUAUAAGUGCUGGUAAGAUUUCGUACGACACUAAAGGGUGCUACCUCACAUCAAUGAUUAUUUUCUCAGUAUUCGGCGCUUGUGUGAAGCUCUAAUGGAGCACCGAAGGCCAAUUUCACGAAUGCUGACUGUGGAAUGGCCAUUUAACCCUAAAAAGGUCAGGGAUAGGUCAGAGGUGUUCAUUUGGUUUUCCAACUCUGAGAAAUAAAGCAGUUUGCACGGA